This is a messenger RNA of Eublepharis macularius, 11151 nucleotides long. RefSeq names its product fibrous sheath interacting protein 2 (gene FSIP2). Lineage: Eukaryota; Metazoa; Chordata; Lepidosauria; Squamata; Eublepharidae. The transcript is spliced from 9 exons. The coding region runs from base 11 to 10918 and encodes 3635 amino acids. The record is from RefSeq and is a predicted model, not a curated record.
UCAUGGUGUGAUGGAGACUGUUUCUCAGGUACAUGCUGGCAGUGUUGCCAGUGAGAUUGUUGACAGCGUACUUCAUAAGAUGUAUUCAGUUGUCAUGGAUACCCUCUUUAGCUCCAGCGAAUCAAAAUCAGAAGUGGAUAGUUCAAGCAGCAAUCAAGGCCCACUACGUGCCGAGCCAUCUCAUCUAACAGCAGCAUCAGACAUCCAGAAAAUGACAAUAGCUCUGUCUCAACUCCAGCCCCAACCACGCACCCUGGGUGAAGAGCUGGUCCAAAGUGUUCUGAAUAAAGUUGCCAGUUUCGCUGCAUCCAAUUUGGAAGAGAUUCUUCCAUUAUCUGCCCAUCAGAAAUGGAAACCACACUGGGCCUUCCAGUGUGACAUGCAAGCUGGCGAUGGGCCAGUGUGCAGGCCAAGAACAUUCUCAGAUGAUUCUGAAAGCUCUCUCAUGAGUGUGAGCUUGUCCAAGUCUGACUUGACCAUGUUUGCUAAAGACAUUGUCAGCAAAGUUUUAGGAACCAUAAUAGAUGAAUUCAAAACUGAAGAUUAUCACAGAACAAUACUGCGAGUCAACACUUUGUCAUCAGACCAGAUCUCCAUAGCAAGCAACCUGGUUCAUUCAGUUGUACAAGAUUUGCACACUGACGAUGUUCACCUUUGUCAUCUUCACAAACACCCUACUUUAAGAUGUUUCAAAGCAGAUGAGCUUCCUCCUUCCCACAUGCACUUUCACCUUGAGUCAGCAAUGAAGGGUACCCGGGUGAGAGCAAAAUGUAUUUUUCAUGAUGAAUUCAUCUCUUACCUCAAACAAGUUCUACCCAAGGAAGGCAUUCUAAAACACAUAUUUGAACAGCAGCCACUGACAGAUGCCAGCAUUCAUGAAAACCUCAAAAUGCUGCAGGUGACGGAGAAUAUUGUCAGUGAAGUUUUCAUGAGAAUACAGGAUCUGGAGCCCUCCAUUUGCCUUUUGAAGAGGACUCCAGGAGAACUCAGCGAGAGAUUAUUCUGCUCCAGUUUCAAAAGGGCUGAAACCCCAGGGCUCUUCCUCGGUGAUUCCCAGGCAGAGAUAGGCUCUGUAGCAAGAGAUAUUGUUGCAAAUGUAUUUGAAAAUGUGCAGAAAUGUUUGGUGCACAGUGUGCCCAAUACUCCAGAAAAGGACAUUUUUCUGGGGAGGAAAAACUGGGCUUUUUCCAAAGGGUCUGCAAGGGAAGUCGAACACCGAUUCACCCAGCCUCAAUUCCCUUUUUACAAUGUCUCACUGAAAGCUUCUAUGGAUACAAUUGACAGAAUAGCCAAAGACACCGUCGAAUGUGUUGUCCUCACCCUGGAGACAUUCGUAGCUCGACAUUUUAGAAGGGAGUUCAAAUGUAACUUUUUGGAAAUUGUGAAAUUCCCACUAGAAAGCCUUUCUUUCACACAGCCAACACGAUCUUUACAUUCUCUCUCGACUGGGGUAGGAAACGGAACAGAAACAUUUAGCAGUGAGAUACCAGGAAGUGCCAAUGAAAGAACAUUGCCUCCCUUGGGAUCAGCCCACAAUUUCCUGGGCAUUUCCAAGCUGGGCAGCGCAAUCACCAAGGAGGGUAUCGAAGCUGCCUUCCGGCAAGUGCAAAUGCUACACUCAGAGCUGAGCGUGUAUGCAAACAAUGCUGUCAGCAGCAUUCUGGAAAUUAUCAAGCGGACCCUGGACAACCAGCUCAGCCAGAAGGAAGCCACCUUGUUUUGCAGCUCCUCCGAAAGUCUUGUGCUGAGUGAGACAAUAAGUGUCAUGCUGGACCGAUGCACCGAGAGUCUUACCGAGAUCACUUCUGAAUUAAUGGUGGAGAACCUUCAGCUAGAAAUGUCGGGUCAAGCCCUUGCAAGGGAUAAAACCCCGACUCAGAAUCCAGUUGCUUUGCCAAGGAUGAAAAAGACAUCCAGAAAGUACAGGAGGAUAGACCUGAGUGACAGUUGUCCCCCAAUCAACGUACCCGGAAAUGUGAUUCGUUUAGAGGAAGAGGAAUUAAAGGAGGAAGUCCCAUGUAGAUUCCCUUCUGUGUUCAAGUUCUCCGAAUGGGACAUUCACACGGUGCCAGAGGGACACAAAGGCCUGCCCUGUUGUACAUCAGCUGCCAGGACAAGAGCCACUAGAUGGCAUGGACUGGACAAGGGACCAAAUAAAUUGAAGUUGGGUUUCCUGGAAGAUGAUUGGCUUCCUAGACAAAGGUCUAUUCCAAAGGGAAGCAUUUUGGAAAAACUGUUUAAUAAGACGGAAGAAUCUGAAGCCAUUUCCAGAGUCACAGGGCAGAGGAGCAAGGCUGAUCCCACCCACUGCACGCACCUCCUGCACAGUCGGUCCUUCAUGAAUCCGGAGGGCACGUGCUACUCUCCCGCUUGCCCUGUGAAGCUCACCCACACGGCUGAGACGAUUGUCAACACUCUUUUAUCUGAGUUUGGACUGGAGAGCGAUCCAGCUGGACAAGCCAGCCUUUUCGAGAAAUUCAGACCACUUUCUCCGCUGAAGGAGGACCCACGGAUGGAAACUUCUCUCUCAUCAAUGUCUGAACAGCAAACCGUGUUCAGCCGAUGGGAGAAGAGAGUGACCCAUUCCAGCGAGAAGACCAACCCAUCGACAGAAGAGAGCUCUCUUCUCACGCAGGAUGGGAGCAGCCUGCUUUCCAAGUGGGAGAGCACGCAGCCCGUCCCCAGGAGCUCCAAGAGGCACGAGGAGGCGGAGCUGCUGGCUUGUGCUCACAUGCCGGCGCCUGGGGAGAUCCAGCAGUUAGCAGACCAUAUUGUGCUGUGUGUCAUCAAAGAACUGAUCCUGAUCACAACCAGAGAUUCGUUGGAAGAGAAGGACUACGGAAUUUCUGCACCAUCAUGGAAACAAAAGCUCCAGAAACGGAUCUGGAGAAGCACAUACCCAUCUUCUAGCCCACAGAUAUCCUCGUGCCUUGGUUUGCUUUGGGAGCCUUUGACCGCUGCAGUCAUUUCUAACGUUCUCUCAAACAUUUCCGAUGUCAAGGCAAGAAGCAGCACACAAGAGAGAAAGGACAGCUUUGAGAGCAUGUUCUGUUCAGUGGACUCUUAUUGUCCUGAACAUGGGCUGAUGGGAUCAAGGAGCUCUCCCUUGAACAUUGAAGAUCUGGCAUCCCAAAUUUCCAAAGUUGUCAUAGGUGUCCUGUGUGAGAAAAAUAUUUUGCAAGAACCUCCCAAACGGAAGGGCUUCUCAGCAAGGAAACCAAAGUACAUUUACAUCCCACCUCUUUGUUUGGCUGACUUUGAUGAUAUUUAUCAUCCUCUGGUGAAGGAGGUUGCCACUUUGCUGUCCUUAGAGAUUGAAAGGAGAAGUAAAUAUGGAAUAGGUGGAAACACUGGAGAUUUCUUGGCUCACCAUCACUUCACAUCUCCUCGCUUUAGCAGAAGUUCCCGGACAUACGGCAAAGGUCCAAGUGACAUCAGGAGAACGAUGUGUCUGUCUACAAUGGAUCACAUCUCCCACAAAACCCAGAGGCUCAGUUGCAUUGUCUCUAAUCUAGAACAUUUCAUCCAUAACUUGAAAACUGAGGAGUCAAAAGAUAUAGUCAACAAAGUAUUGCACAUCAUUUUUGAUUCUCUGCAGCCAGGUCCAUCACAGAGUGGUCUUGGUGGGCCAUUUCCAAAUACCAGUUCACAGACUGUUGUGCCUUAUCAAAACAGAAAACUUCCAGCCAAACAAUGUCUCUUACGCUCCUCAAUUUGUCCUCAUGCUUGUAGGCUAACAAGCAAGGCUAGCAGCAACCUGGGACUGUCUCCAAAUUCUGUUCUCCUCCUUGAUGUUGUUAGUGAAAAGCUUAUUCAGGCCCUUUUGGAGAAAUGCCUCAUGACUGACAAGUUUGCCAGCACUUUUGCUUUUGAUGACUUUCCUGAAGAGGAACAGAUCUGUGAUGACAGAGCACAUGAUAGUGACAGUGCAGUUGUUUCGCAUUCUAGACGAUGGAUGGAAGAUCAAGAGGUCGACUCAAACACAUCCACUUUCACGUACGAGGUUAAGUAUUCAGAGGAACCAUGGGCAGAGGUUCAAUCAGGGGCUUCUUCCUACGAAUCAGCUUUGGACAACUUAGCUCACACCCUGGUUAAGCCUGUAAUGACAGAGCUUUCCCUCAGCAUCGAGAAGCCUAGGAGGAUGAAUCCCCUCUCCAAGAAGGCGGUUGGGUUCACACAGCCAAUCUCUAGAAAACCACAUGUACAGCAUGCAAGGUAUGGUAGAAGUGAGGCAUGUUCCUCAAUGCCAAGAGGUAGAAAACCAGAAUACCGAAUGCCCAUUCCAGGGAGGCGUCAUACACGGAAGAACGUACGGGAGAGGACCAAGCCCCUGUUGGGGUCUGCAGUACAACACAGAACAUGUGCCUCCAGAGCAGCCACGCCCACUGGCAAGCUCUAUGCCAGGAAGCCCUUCUCUGCUUCCUCCUUCAAGAAAUCUCACCAAAGAGAAGUAGGCUAUGUGAGAAGUCAUCCUGACCAUAGCCAGUUCCAGCCGGAAUUUUCUGCAAUCUAUCCAGCAACAUUUCUGGAGGACGUUAUUUCUCAGCUCCUGGUCAGGAUGUAUACCUCCCUGUGCUCCAAAUAUGACAGUGUGUCCUGUAUGGACAUGCGGGAGAUGAACACGUUAUUUGUGAAUGCACUAGUAGAUGAGUUUAAGAAGGCUGGUGUUGGGCUCCUACAGCAGGCUGAAGAGAAGACCUACUUCCCGCUAGUAGACAACCAAACUAUCAACAAACUAGUUGACUCUAUUUUAAGUGAGUUUGGAUUCCAAUUGGCUACUGAAAAAGACAAAAUCAGUGAUGUUAAUACCAUGGCUGAACGGGCAGCUGAAAUCAUCUUGAUGGAAAUUCUGGAUUAUCAGCUGCCACCACAAGUGUGUAGGAGGUUGCCAAAGAGUGUCUACAGAAAUGUAAAAGCUGGAAAUAUCAUCCACAGAAUAGAAGAGUGUUUCAGCUUUCCUAAAGCCCAAAGGCAAAAGCAGCCUCCUCCAGCAUACAUUACCAUAUUAUCCCAAAAGUACUUAGAAAGGGUAAUAAACCAAAUCAUGGCUCAGUUCUUCCCACCCUCUGACAGGGCCACCCAGAAGCUGGGCAAGUGGGAGAUGUCACAAGUGGAUUUUAAUGACCUCUGUUCCUAUAUGGUCAACCAAGUGAUGAGAUCCAUUGCAAAGCACAAAAUCUGGGUUGCCAAGAAAAAUGAUCGAUGCCGUUUACAUUCAGAAAAAGAGAUUCAGAGCAUGGUUGAUUCAGUUUAUGCAAAAAUCUUGAAGAAGUCUGGCUCACAGUCUUCGGUCCAGAAAGAUGUGAAAUGCCGAAGCACCACCCUUGUUGACAGCAUCGCCAGCUUCAUCAUUCAAGAAAUCACUCACCAUCAUCUCCAGACUUUUCUUUCUACAGAGGAAGAUCCUUACACUAGUCAUGAUGCCGAAGCUUUGUCUAAGAACAUUGUCAAGACCGUUCUGGAUAGUGUCUGUAAACCUCCUCCGGGAAUUUUUCCUGCCAAACAGUUAGAGGAAAUCGUUUCUAAAGUUUUAUCCAAGAUUUUCUGUGGCUCUAUGGUCAAGAAGGGAGGAGUCAAAGGGCAGCAUGAAGCUGACCUCCCUGAGAUGGCUAAAAGACUGGCCAACUCCAUCAACUUACAGUUUGGCAGGGCUACAGUCAUGGGGGCAAAGAAGGGAGAGGAGCCAAGUUUGGUAGUCCCUUUGAUGGAUGUCAUGGACGACAUGGUUGACUCUGUCUGCCACAACAUAUCAACAGAACAAGAACAAGCCUCAUGUGGUGAUCUUGGAUCUCCAGGAGAUGCGACUGCCUUGGAAACCAUUAAGAACUGGAUAGAGAAAGGUAUCUCAGAUUAUCUUCUCCAUCCACUCUUUUCAGGAGAUUUUCUCAAGGGUUCACAUUCAUCACCAGUUUAUAAAGAUAAUACAGAAAACACUGGAGAAGAGUUUGGCGAAAUCCAAGAGCAACAUGAGAGUAGAUCUCCAUUUAACACCUUCUUGUCCUCAGGAUUCUUAGAAGAUGUAAUUACUGGACUUCUAUCAAAAAUCUUCUCUUCCACAUCUUCCAGAGAUUCUACACCAAUUCAAGAUGCAAAGCACCCUUCACAUGCUGACAUAAGAAAACUCUCCACCCAGUUGCUUGAUGAUGUUCGGAUGAAACUUUUGAAACACAAAAUUAGAGUCACUAAGGACACCCAUCCAGAGCAGUAUGAAUUUUCGGAGGAUGACGUUCAGAACAUGACAGAGUCUCUGUGUGGCAAGAUCUUGCAAAAAGCAGGCUCCUUGGAAGCUGUCCAGAGGGAUAUGAAAAACAAGAGCAACUCUCUUAUCGACCGAAUAGCUGGCUUUCUUAUUGGAGAUAUCCUGAAAAAACACGUGCAGCCUUUUAUACCCAGCGAAGAAUCUCCUGCUUGCAACGCAGCCACCUCAAGGGAUACUAAGAGUAGAUUUGACAUUCAUAGAACUAUUGUCAAUCCCUUGGACCCAAAGCAAGCAACCCAAGAAAUGCAAGGUGGCUCUUCCCCUAGCGUCUUCAGAGAAAUUGUUUCCGGAUUAUUUUCAAAGAUUGCUGAUUCUUUAUCAGACAUCCCACUUCUUGACUCUAGAAAGGAAUUGGAGGACACAGCUGUGAGGUUGGCCGAGUCACUUACCAAAACACUUACCAAAAGUCAGUUUAACAUCCAAGAAGACCCUGAAGAGAAACAAGGCUCUUCUCUUGAGGCGAGAACACUGGUAGAUCGGAUGUCCCCUCACAAGGAUAUGCCAUGUGAGGAAGACCGUGGGCAUACUUCACCUCAUCACAACAUCACUAUAUCAUUUGAGGAAGCUGCAGGAUAUUUGCUGCGUUCAGGACGUCCAUCGAAUUUGGCAGAAGUGAAAUGUUUCCUUCAGAAAAAUCUGUUUGUAGGCGAGGCUGACUCUAAGGCAAAACCUCCUGUGCCAUAUAUGACUGUGCUUUCCUACCAAAUUGUAGAGGCUAUAAUUGGUAGGAUUUUGGGUCAAAUAUUCCCAUCACUCUCUAGCGCUUCGGCAUGCUCAGCUCAGGAAGAAGGACCGUUUGGGCCUGACUUCUACAACAGAAUCGCCCAAAUCAAGAAGGACACAAUGGCAGCAGUUUUAAAGCAGGCCAUCUGGAUCAGCACUUAUGGAAGUGCAAGAGAAACAAGAGUUUCUGAAGAAGCAGUGAAAAGCAUGGUGGAGUCUGUGUACAGUGACCUUCUGCAUGAAGUUCUCUUUCAGCAGCCCUUGCCGCAGGACAGGGAAGGCUUAAGCAAAUUCUAUGUAACAAAAAUAGCUUGUUUCAUCAUGAACGAAAUGUUCAAGUACCACCUGCAGUCCCUGGGUGCAGAAGAAGCAUUGUCUUGCCCGAGCCCGCCUGACAAGAGCCCCCAGGCCUCCCAUCUGACCAUCUUUCCUUACAGCCUUUUGGAAGUUAUACUUGGCCAGCUCUUGGAGAAAAUUUUCUCCCCUCCAGAAAAUACAGAAAAGCAGAUUGACUUCUCUGACUCUAAUUUCACAGAAAUGGCUGCAAACCUGAAGAGCGGUGUCAUCCCAGAGAUUUGUGCCCAUGAGAUCAGGCUGGAAAACAUCCCAGAGAGAAUUCCAGACAUGGACCGAGAAACCGAGGAAGACAUUGCUAAUUCGGUUUACAGCCAGAUUUUACACAAUUGGGAAUCCCAGCAUGAACUCCAGAAUUCUGUCUUGAGGCAAGGGAAUGCUGUUAUCCUCAGAGUGGCUAGUGUGCUCAUAAGAGAAAUUCUCAACUACCAUAUCUGCCCAUUUUUAAGUGGUAGUGAUUCUUCUAAAAGCAUAUGCACCAAAUGGCAAAAGGAAAUGGAACCACGCCCCCAUGCCACCCACUCGGCUGCCUUUUUAGAGGAUGUCAUUGUUGCUUUCUUUUGCCAGGUCCUGUCUUCCCCAAAUAUUCAGGCAUACUCAAAAGAUAACUGUUUAUCAGAAGACAAAUUGAGAGAUCGAGUCAUAGAACAAGUCCACACUCUAGUGCUUGCCUUUCAGCUCUCUAACGUCAAGGUGAUUAAUUGUGCGGAGGAAUGCUCAUACUUUCCAAAAGUAACUGCCGAGGAAGUGAUCCAGAUAAGCAACACCAUUUAUCAGAAGUUAAUAGAAAAGUCGGGAUCGGAGUUAGAGAUCUUUAAAGUUUUCCAACGUAAGAGUCAUAAUUUAGCAGAACAACUAAUCCCUUUAAUGCUAAAAGAGAUCUCUAGGUACCAUUUCCAGCCUUUGUUUACUGGAGAUACGUCUCCUUAUCUGUUUUCAUUUUUGCAAGCUGAUUCUAUCAUUGACAGAGUUGAAACCAUCCUACCAGAUUCCACCUCCUCCAGUACUAGCUUUGGAGAGAGGUUUUCGAAGAUCAUACAUAGAAUAUUUCCACUGUGGGACUCCAGUGGUUCUGAUGGCCUGGAAGAACAUGACCCAACUUUUGGCAAACCUGUGAAGACAACUUACUUUACAAAACAUAUGAAGGAACAACCAAGCUCACAGCCUCUGCAGACUGAGGGCAGAGUUGAUGUUCAUUCAUCAUCCUUUUUGAAGGACAUCUUCCGCGGACUAAUAAGCAAGUUUCUCUCAUCAACAACAAAUGCUUGCAUGCCAGAAAAAAAGGGGGAUGACCUAGAGCCUUUUCUUAAAAAUUUGGUGGAAUCCGUAUUUAGGGAAUUGGCAAAAUCUCCAGCUAAGCUUUUGCAGGCGCCUGAAGAAGGGCACGCUUCUUCAGCUAUGAGCGAAAAAGAGAGUGCUAAGAUUACUCGUUUGAGGAAUGAGUUUCAGGUUUGGCCGGGCAAUGACAAGGUGGAAGACUGGGACUCAGGUGGUGGCCAGACUCCUGGAAAGGUGGUUGAGAGUGCUUGUGCAGGCAUUCUAAGACAUUCUAGCUCUGAAGCUUCGCUAUAUGAUGAUUUAACGAGCGACAAUGAAGAGGUUGUUGACAGACUUGCCUGCUACAUGGUGAGGGCAGUUUCCAGGUGUGACUUCGAGCCAGGUUCCGAUUCUGAAGAUGACUGGUCCUACUCCACUACUGCUAUAAGGAUGGAGUCUGACAAGAUCAUCCAGAAAUUUCUGAGCAACAUGGAGUUGGUGAAAGGCAAGAGUGAGUCCUCAGAGAGCCCAGUCCCUGUGGUAUCUGUGCUUGUUUUGGAAGAGAUCUUAAGCCGAUUCCUAACCAAAAUCCUGCUUGCACAGCAUGACUUGGCAUCACCUGAAGCAAAAACAUUAUCUAAAGCAGAAGUGAAUGAUAUUGCUGACCAGCUGAAGACAUCUGUGGAGAUGCACAUGUCCAAGAACAAAAUCAACCUGGUGUCUGAGGACCAGCCAAAUUUGCACCCAGAAUAUGAAGAUACGGUCAACCAAGUGGUGCAUUCAGUCUUCAGCAAUGUCCUGGAGAAAUCUGGUUCCCAGCAUCAGAUGUACAAUGACGUGAGGAACACCAAAGUGAUAUUCCCAGAUCAAGUGGCCAGUAUGAUUGUUAAUGAGAUCUCCAGCUGCAGCACCAGUAACCUUUGUACUGAAAACACAGAAAACAAGACAAGUAGCGCACUGGAACUGGACCGGAUUGUAAGUAAAGUUAUCGCUCAAAUGGGCCAGCAUGUGGAACCUGACAAAGAACCCUCCAUGGACACAAUGACAACUCUACCAGAUCUGGCCCAGGAGUCUGUGGAAGAGGCGCUUCUCAAAGAAGUACCUGUCAAAAUAGUCCCCUACCUUGGGGAUAAGCCCCUAGAGAUUGACCCACAUCUCAUUUCAGAUCAUCUGGCAGUGCUCUCCAUCAAAACAGAAUCACUGGAAAAGCUGAACAAGAGGUGCCGCUCGAGAACUGGAAUCGGCCUUACCGAACUAAGAAAAGCAUCCUUGUCAAGCAAGAGUGUCUUCAGGAACCUUGAGCAUCAGAAUGACAAUAAAAAGAAGGAAAGACGCCCCUCCUUGGAUUUUAGUGGGCACCUGGAUGUGAAGCCAAGGGAGAUUGUCUGCAGAAACUCCUUCCAAUGCCUGAUGAAGCCAGACGUCAGCAGAGUGCAGCUCCUAAAGGACGUGUCAAGCAAGGAAGACCUCAUGCUCCGCCUCAUUGCGCAUGACAUUGAAGGCAACCCGUUUACCAUGCUUGACUGGGAGGCCAAAGAAUCUGAGAGUGAGGAGGAGGAAGAACAAGUGCUUCAAGAGGAAACCUCCUUUUUCUUCGAGGUUCCUACUAUUCCUCCGGCACAAGAUGGAGGCGCAGAGCCUACAAAAGCUGCCACUGAAUCUGUGAAUCUGCCCAAGACCUCAAGCAGCAUCACCCAGAAGAAGAGCCUUUCCCUGAGCAAAUGCUGCCCGGCUUUGAGCUUGUCCAGCUCCACCACGGAGGCUGCACUCCGAAAAAAGAGCGAAUUCUGCCCCACAAAUAUUCCUCAGAUUGAGAUUACUGCCAUGGCCUCAGGGCAUCACAUACCACCUCUUGAGCCUGCCCAAUCCAGGUCAGACAAGGCUCUGAAAGUAGCUGCCGCAGCCUCUCCAUCUGCCAAAAACGUCAGCAAGAGCGUGGCUGGUGCACCCUUGGACACUGAGCAGCCACCACCUGCAACGAGAACAGACGGGGAGCCAGAAGAACAGACACUGGAAAAAGCUGUGGUGGGCAUGCACCUCUGCCGUGACACAGAAGAAACUUCAGGGGCGGUUGAGAUCACUUCUGUCUAUCGGGACCAAAACUUUCACGAGUCUUCGUCAGAAGAGGAGGAAGAGGAGGAAGAUCAGGCAGAGGCAGGAACCAACCCCAUGACCGCCUCCAACUCAGAGACAGUCACCAUCCCUCGACAACGAUCUUCCAGAUUUGAGAAGAUCUCCAACGCGCUUUCCAGAGUGUUCUCACGAACAUCAGCGAGCAGCCUCAAUACCCCUAAACCAGACAAAGAAAAAACGGACAAGGCCUGAACUAGAAAGACUAUUUUAUAUAUUGGACAGAAUAAAUAUUUUCCUCAGAAGUAGAGGCUCCUGUCCUUUCUUGUGGAUUCAGACCAACCACUGGGCUGGUGAGGGGUGGCAGGUUGUAUGAAUAGUUAAGCGUUGAGAACUAAGCGUUGAGAACUACCUCUGAGAUGCACCACCCUUAUUGUUCAUCUGAAUCCACCCCCUUCAGGGAUACUUCUCCUAUGCUUUAGCUGGGU